Messenger RNA from Trichoderma reesei QM6a, 1053 nucleotides. RefSeq lists its product as uncharacterized. The record is from RefSeq and is a predicted model, not a curated record. Bases 25 to 1053 code for a protein of 342 amino acids. Lineage: Eukaryota; Fungi; Ascomycota; Sordariomycetes; Hypocreales; Hypocreaceae. The transcript has 2 exons.
GAUCUACACACUGCCCCCUCAAGGAUGACACAAAUCUCUGCAUUCGGCGAACUCAGGCCGCGAAAGGCCUCGGACUUGAUUCAAGAAAUUGAAGCGCUGGCCAAUUAUGUCGGGCGGUUCGAGUUUGUCCCCAACACAUCCGUGAUACUCGUCUGCCGGCAUGGUGCCAUUGAAGGCCUGACAGACAAAAUCCAUAACAAGAGACAAGAAAAGGCCUUGAGCCGGUGCAAAAAUCUCUCCAUCAGAGUGACGGACGAUAUUCGACUCGGCGCAGUCAUUUCCGCCGUCGAGAAGACCGAGUCAUACGACAACCUCAUCAUCAUCGUCAGCGGAUUCGUCGAUCAGUUGUACUUCAACGUCGGCUCCAACAUCACGGAUCUGAGGGUAUACCGGUGCGGAACUGAACUCAAUCAUGAAGGAUACCUCUAUGUCGAUGGCUUCUCAAACUUUCACGGACAGCCCAUUCUAAGAUGGGAAGCCAUGCAUCAUGAAGCCAAACUCUGGCUUGGGCCGGGCGUUGUACUCAAUCUCGGCUCCCACAUUGGCCAGUUGGGCAGAUUGUCAGACGAUUCGUCGUCCAUGUCAGACUUUGACCAAGAGAAGAUCCGCGCCAACAUUGAGAAGAUGGAAAACGUGGAGAUGGAAGGCAGCUGGUGGGACGCGUUCAAAGCCCCUAUUUCUGCCAUUGUCAGCAUCCUGGCAAGGGCCGCUAAACUUUCUCACGCCGGCUACAUCAAGAUGACUUCCAGUGGAAUGUUUGUGCAGUACAAGUUUGUCGGGUUUGCACUCUUCUCGGCUGCUGCAGCAGUAGCCGUGGACACGAUCUCCGCGGGAACCGCAUUGCUGGUUGCUCCAGGGGUGGCGGCGUCUAUUUACUUUAUCCCCUGGGAGUCUGUAUUCGGUUGGCUGAACAGGGUUAUUUCGUGGCUCAAGACUGGGAUCAAGAAGAUCUGGGACAAGAUCAAGGAUUGGCUGGCUACGUGUGCGAGCACGGUCCGAGACGCAUUGGGGCUUGAUGGGCGCUCACACGGUCCCGUCAAGUUCUCGGCUUGA